AAUUGCAGGAAAUUACGAAAACUCGUGUCCUUAUACGCGUAUACCUUGUAAGGCUGAUGAAAAAUCUUCCGAAAAUUAAACGUGCAUCGUUUUAUUCACGCCCUGAUUACGUAAAUAUUAAUUAUUAUUACUCGCGAAUGAGCCUUAAUUCGUGUACGAUACGUAAACGCUUAGUAAUUCGUUGAUUUAUUCGUUCGUGAAUGUUUUUACCAAUAGAGUGACCAAUGUCAGUAGAAAAGUACUCAAAUGAAUUUAGUCUAGAUCAUGUUGAAAAUUCACAAAGGUUUAAAGAAGAAGAAGAAAGACAAAAAGAAUAAACACAAAGAGGACGAAUUAUUCAACGAAGAAGAAUUAGAAAAAUAUCGCAAAGAACACAGCAAACCGGUAGCCAGUACAGCAGAGCCGGACCUUGCGCAACCUUCGAAUAGCAGCGGCGGUGGCAGCGGCGACCAAAGCGACGAAUGGCAAAAAUUUAAAGCUCUAACCGCCGGCGUCGAUACAAUCUUACAAAAGACACAAGAAGAUCUCGAUCGUAUCAAAUCGACUAGCUUUUUUCAGCGUAAACCACCGCCUUCCGAGGUCGAAAGACAAAAGGAAGAAGAACGUCAAGAAGCGGAAGAGCAGCAGCAGCAGCAGCAGCAGGCCAAAGACCACGAAGACGGCGAGCAGCAGAGUGGUGCCGACGGAGCGGUCGAAUUUGCGGCGAAAUCCGAAUCGGAAGACGAGUCCGAAGAGGUCGAAGUAGAUGAUACGUUAUUCGACACAUCGUACGUAGACGCGGUCGCCAGCGGCGAAUUAAAACUCGCUUAUAUUCCGGACAGUCCGACCGAAAAAGAGGACGAUUUCGAUCCGUUCGACACUUCGUACGCCAACAAGUUCAUCGAAUCGAAUCCGAAAAAGCGUUAUUUGAACUUGGGUUGCGCCGUACAAGUGCUUUCUGGUCGCCAGUCGGUAGUCAGCGCAGAGUCGAGUUCGCCCGCCGUUUUCGGCGAUAAGAAAUCGCGUCGACGACGCCCCAAGCCGGUAGAUUUAUUGCUGACCAGUUUCGACGAUGGUGCCGAUCCGCAGAGCGCGGUACCAACGGUCGUAGAAAGGACUCCGGUCGAUUCGCCCGUCAAAACUUUACUAGACGAAGAUCCGUUGUUGUUGGCCAAAGACGUAGAUCUCGCGCCGUUAGCGGUUACCCCGAUACCCGCCGUCGCACUCGCGUCCACACCUGUAAAUCCGCCCUCUGUACCGGAUAAAAAAGAGCCGAAACUAGAUUUGAGCGAUUUCGAGCUCGACGAAUUCGACGUCUUAGCCACCACAGCCACCAGCGGCAGCGCCAGCGCCAGCGCCGGAAUCCUCGAUCUUUGCAAACAACCGUCGAACGAGAGCACAGACGACGAGUUCGCCCAACUAGCGGCCGAAUCGUUGGCACGCAAAUCGUCCAGCGCCCUACCGACGCCCAACGAGCCGAUCAAAUCGUUCGACGCGACAACUCCGUCCAGCGAGUUCCACGCCGUCGAUCCGCUGCAGCCGAUCGCGCCGCCCGAACAAGAGGAAAUCGACCCCUUCGAUACGUCCAUCGUCGCCAAAGUAAUCCUACCCGGCAAACAAGAGAUAAAGCUACUAGAAAGAGAGCUACUGAGCGAUAUCACCGCCAGCAAAGCAGCGCCGCCGAGCAGAGUCGACGAUAUCGACGACGACGAUUUCGACCCGCGAGCCGGCGAAUCGUCUCCGGUGAAAGCGAUCCGGCCGCAAGAGUUGCUGAUCAAGCACAAAGCCCAAGUCGAUCAGAUCGUAUCGCCUUCCAAGAAGCCGGAUUUUCUGAAAAUCGAAGACGUCGACGUCGAGGUAGCCAAGCCGCUGACUCCGUUGGCCGCCGCCGUCAAGCCGGACGAGCAGCUCGAUUCCGAGUACGAUCCGUUCGACACGUCUCACGUUUGCGGAGCGCCCGGUAAAUUGGAACUGAAACUCAUCGAGAACGAGCUCAGCCAGAAGGACGACCAAGACCAAGACGACGAUUUCGAUCCGAGAAAAUACGACGGCGCCGAUCGAACGCAAUCCACAGCUACUUCGCUGACGCACAGUAUCCUCACCAAGUACGCUUGCAAUCCGCAGCCGCCGCAGCCGGAACAAGUCGAACCGGUCGCGAUCGACAUUCUUACCGGGAAGGAAGAAGACGCGGACGCCAUUCGCAAUUUCUCUACGCCCGUCGAGCCGCAAAAAUUUGUAAUCGAAUCGCCGUCGGAAAUCGCCUUCAGCGAUCCGUUCGAUACGUCCAUCGCGGAAAACAUUCAACCCGGUAAAGUGGAACUCAAACUGCUGGAGACGGAACUCAUAUUCAUGACCGAAUCGCAGAGCACAAAUCCAUUCUUGAUGGGCGGCGCUUUCGACACGUCCGCCACCGUGUCCAAUGCAGCCGCCGCCGAAUACAAUCCGUUCGGCGCGAAUGCCGCAUCCUCUUUCAGUUCGAAUCCAUUUCUGCAAAGCUUCGGCGCUUCCGUAGCCGAUAGUCAGCCGAGCGCCGAACCCGCCGCCGGCACAAACCCGUUCGCCGCCUUUUUCACCACCGAGGCGACUUCCACGAACGUCUUCGCCCCGCCACCGCAACAGCCGAGCACGGAUAUCGGCGCCACUUUCAACGCCUUCUCGACGUCGGCAACUCCCGCUUGGACGACUCCGGCGGCUCCUGCGGCGCCAAAACGUCCAUCGAUACCGUCGUCGGUCAACCAAGUCUCCGAUCUGUUGGGCGAUUUCACCGAGACAGCGCCACCACCACCGCCGCCGUCGGUACCGAGUUCUACGCCGCAUUCGAUGAAUACGUCGCCGGUCGACAAGGGUGAGAAACCGGUUCCUCGACGUCCUCCGCCGCCACGACCGAUGCCGCCGAGAGAGUCGAAAGAGCUGAUAUUGAGCGUAACCGCCGCUCUCGAACAAACGUCUACCGAUCUGCUGGACAGACUGCAGGCAACGAGGACACCCAGUCCUACGCCACUGCGAGAUUUGAACUCACCCAGUCCUACGCUGAUGGGCGAAGUGAACGAUUUACUCGGCGACGAUAUCGAGAUGCCGAAAAUGGCGGCGCACGGCGAAAUCAAACAUACCAAGCACGACAUCCAACAAGAGGCCAUCAGUCUAUUCGACGCGAUCGCGAAUCUCUCCAAAGACGAAGAACACAAAGAUCACACCAUCACCGCGGCCAGAGGUCUUCCUCCUUCGGUACCGGCACCGUCGCCGGUGUCUUCGGCACCCACACCUCCGCCGGCUGCGGCUCCGGCACCGUUCGCGCAGCCAUCGCAGCCACCACUUCCGCCGAGUAGACCUCCUCCGCCUCCUCUACCAGUUCACUGCGAAACCGAUUUGAGCAAUCUGACGUCGUCGUCGUCGGAUAACGCCUCCAAAUUCGAACAGGCCAAAAUAAUAACGCGCGCCGAUAGUCGCGAAACUCCGCAAACGUCGCGCAAAUCGUCGCUAAAAUCGACCACGUCCUCGAGGAAAAGCUCGCUCGAUUUCAGCAACAUUAGCGUGGUCGAAGCGCCGCCCGUCAGACCGCCAGCGCCACCCGAAAUCAUCGAAGAGAUUGUGGACAAGUCGUCGUCGUCGUCGUCGUCUAUGCCACCACCACCAGCGCCGCCAGUCGACAGAAAAGACUCCGGCGGCGGUGGCGGCGGAAUCGGCGUGAAUUACGUAGCGACUCGUAAAGCUUCGCACGACGUGACCGCCAGUCGAACGCAGAUCAUACCGACGCACAAAAAAUACUCGCUCGACUAUUCGAGCGGUUUCUUCGCCGCCGAGCAGAACGUAAUCAAAGAGAAAUUCGAGCAAUACUCGACCGCAGCCGAACAAGCCGCCGCCGCCGCCACCACCACCGAUCCUUCGUACGACAAUAAGAUCCUGGAAGCUGCGAAAUUCCCGGUCAUCAGCACUACGCCUAUCAUGUCGUGCGAGAACAUCAACAACGAAACGCUGUACGAGAACGAAAAUGAAAACGACGUCGAAAUCGAAAAAGAACCCAGCUUGAUUUUCGACGAAGCCGUCGAAAAGGUCGAUCCUUUCGCCUCUUUCAUACAGAACGAAAAUCGACCCACGCCCGAUCCGUUCGUCUCGUAUUCGGAUCUGGGCGGCAGUAGCGCCAACGCCAACGCUUACGCCUACACGACCGCCGCUCAAGUCUCGCCCGCCGCUGAUCCGUUCGCAGCGGCCUUUUCGCGACCCGUUUUCGACGAAUCGCAAGGCAAAGACGAUUUCGAUAUGUUCCAAGAAAAAUUCGAAAACGUCAAACAGCCAGCUGCCGCCGAUCCUUUCGAUCCGUUCAGCGCAUCCGGAGUUGCCGUCAACGAUAACGUUGCAGCAGACGAAUUCAACACGACUCAAGGUUUCGGUAACGAAGAUACGUUUGACGAAUUUUUAGCCAUGAAUCAACCACCGCCAACUUUCGACGCCAACUUCAAUCAAAGCAUACAGCAAACCGAUCAAUAUGGCUACAGCAGCGAAGCAUCAUGGCCACCGGACACUAACAAUCAGGAAUACGGAUCAGACGCUUACGCCGCCACAAACACCUACGCACAGCCUCCAACCGGAUUGGGAGACGCGUUUAACGCUGCCAUGUCGCAAAAAGUGGCGAAAACUGAUUCGACUGAAACGCCGCCGACGCCUUUGUUCGACGAAGACGUAUCUCAGCCAUUGUUACCGUUUCCCAGGACGAAUUAUACCGGACCAGGCUGGGAGAUGCAAAUACGUUAUCCGAUACGCAAGAAAUUCACCGGUCAAAGAUUUUGGAAAAAAGUAUUCGUACGGUUGGUUUACCAAGGAGAAACGCCUCAUUUAGAAUUGGUCAAUAAAGACGAUGGCAAAGAAACGUUGAAUCACGAGUGGCCUUUGCAGCCAUGUUACGCAAUUUCCGAUAUCGGCGCUCAACAAUACGACCAGUAUGGUAAAAUAUUCACCGUCAAAAUACAAUUCGUCGUUUACAAAGAAAGACCAGGAGUAAGACCGGGUCAAGUCACUAAAGCUGAAAGACUCACGAAUAAACUAAGUCAGUUUGCCGCGUACGCGAUUCAAGGAGAUUACCAGGGUGUCAAAGAGUUUGGCAGUGAUUUGAAAAAAUUAGGAUUACCAGUAGAACAUUCGCCACAGAUCUCUUUGAUAUGCAAAUUGGGCUCGCAUAAUUACGAAGACAUGAAGCAAUUUAGCGCUUGCGUCGAAGACGCCCUGUUCAGAUUAUCUGCCCAUCGUGAUAAUAUUCAUAUUAAUUACAAAAUGGAGGAGGUGCAGAUUACCGCUGUCGAUGAAUUGUACGUCGAGCAAAACGCGCACGGUUCGAUCGAUACGCAAAUCGCCAGAGUGAGACUAUUUUUCCUCGGAUUCUUGACUGGAAUGCCGGAUGUGGAAAUUGGAGUGAACGAUCUGUGGAGGCAAGGUAAAGAAGUGGUAGGUAGACACGACAUCAUUCCAGUUGUAACCGAAGAAUGGAUCCGACUGGAGAAUGUUGAAUUUCACACUUGCAUCCAACAAAAUGUUUACGAAGAAACCAGAACCAUCAAACUGAAGCCUCCAGACGCUUGUUAUUUAGAACUGAUGAGAUUCCGCGUUCGUCCUCCAAAAAAUCGCGAACUACCGUUACAGCUAAAAACGGUAUUUCGAAUAUGCGGUAACAAGGUAGACAUUCUGGCCGAUAUUCUGGUACCCGGCUUCACCAGUCGAAAACUGGGACAAAUCCCUUGCGAAGACGUGGCCGUCAGGAUUCCAAUACCGGAAUGUUGGAUCUAUCUUUUCAGAGUAGAGAAGCACUUCAGAUAUGGUUCGGUGAAAUCAGCACACAGAAGAACUGGAAAAAUUAAAGGAAUCGAACGAUUUUUGGGAGCGGUCGACACGCUCGAACAACAUCUGAUCGAAGUCACUUCCGGUCAUGCCAAAUACGAACAUCAUCAUAAGUCGAUCGUAUGGAGAAUGUCGCGUUUACCAAAGGAAGGUCAAGGAGCUUAUACGACGCAUAAUUUGAUAUGCCAUUUGCAACUCACCUCGUACGAUCAGGUGCCCGACGAGUUGGCCAAAUACUGCUACGUCGAAUUUACUAUGCCUGUAACGCAGGUGUCACAUACGACCGUACGCUCUGUAUCCAUUAGCAAUAGUGAUAGCGAUACUCCUCCGGAGAAAUACGUCAGACAUUUAGCGAGACACGAGUAUAGAGUAGAGAUAGAACACGCGCACGCCGAAAGUACAAGCGACUACAUCGCUGCCACCAUAACAAAACCAUCGAGCGUACCAGCGGCGGCGCCUCCAGCAGCUCCAGCACGACCUCCGUCAACAGAUCCGGAUCCGCCUUCGGAUAGCGAUUCCGAGUAAAUUCAUCGGCAUCGGCGCUUAAUCGUUCGUAUUUUUUUCAUUUUCAAGUUAUUUAUUACGUUUUAUCUGUAUCUUCUCCUUCUUCCUGUUUACCUUUACUGAUUUGUUGUUCGUUUGUUUGUUUUCCUUCUUCAUUUGUGAAAUGACAAAGUUACUUAUACUUCUCUCACUUCCCUCAGACUCUGAUUUUCGAUUAUUUGUUCGAUCGUGUUACAUGUUACAUAACUUUUUCCAUUCUUUACUACUAUUAGGUUAGCGCUUUUAUUCCCAUUUUGAAUGAACAUGUUACUCUUAUAAAAUAAUAUAAUAAGAUGCUGGUAUUUUUCAAUACCUUACCUACCUAAGUACCUACCUACCUUAUUACCUAAGUACCUAUAUAACUAUACUUGAUGUACGUUUUAUAAAUGUUUAACUUUAACUGAUAUUAUAUUUUAGUGAUUUUUAGAAGUUUUUAAUGUUGAAAUGUGUGUGCGUGUGUGUACAUAAAAUACCUCACUAGAUAAGUAAAUAAUUUUCGCGAGAUACCAUACUUGUAUGUACUUGAGUAUACAUUUCAAACUUCAUAACGACAAUAUCUUUUAUUAUAAUAAUUAUGGUAUUAUUAUAUUUAUACAUAAUAUUAUAGUGACCUAUGUUUUUAAGUUUUUCGCUUCGGUUUGGUAUUUUAUAUACGAUAUACGAUAAAAAAUAUGAUAGAAAUAUCAACUCAUUAUUUGUCAACCUACCUAACUUACUAUAAUAUUGAACAUUUAACAUGAAUGUCAUAAUUAUAUGUAUAGGUAGGUACCUAGUUUCACGUUCAAGUGACACGACGGCUGGUGUUAUAUACUGCGUAGGCCACAUUUUAUAUAAUUACUAUGUAUGUGUGUGUGUGUGUAUUUUACGAUAUUAAAUUUAUGAUAAUUUAUAAUACUAAAGUAUGAUACCUAAUCGAUUAUACUUCUUACUAGUAGGCUGUGUAUGCGUACAUGACAGAUACUACAUACCUAUAUUUGUAUGUUGCACAAGAUAAGCAACUUGGUACGAGUACAUGAUGUACUUCAUACCCAUCCAUCAAUCUAUUCGUACUUUUAACAAGUGUAUGUACAAAUAUAUACCGCAGCGACAGCCCGCAACCCUUACACGGUCACAAAUUUACCUACCUAUUAAUUUAUUUAAAUCAAAGUUUGUUUUUUUUGUUAAAUAUUUAUCUAAGUGAUUCGUUUAAAUGUCUGAUACAUUUCGCGUAGGUACCUAUGUAAAAUGCAAAUCGAUACAAAUUUACGGUUUAUCCGCAAUUCCGCAUUAAUCUUACUAAAUUACCAAAAUUCAUACUCGUACCACUGCGAUGUAAGGUAUGGUAGUGUAAGUGUACUAUUAAUAUUACCACGUAAUCGUAGGAGAGUAUAUCAUCGAGAUAAUACUGCGUACCUAUUAAUUUACCUACUUAUUUACCGCACGUUUACAUUCGAUAAAGCUCUUUUUCCUUCAAUUACAUAGAUAGAUACCCACUUGCUCAUCCACGCAGGACACGACGAUUUUCAUUUUUUUUUUUUUUUUUUGUAAGUUUCACCGAAUCUUUUAUUGUUUUUUCGUGUAAGCAAUUGACAGCAGUAUUAUAUUUGGCAGGGCUGAACGAGAUUCGAAUAAAGUAUAAUUUUGUAUUUUUUGCAUCUCACAAAGAUUUGAAUCUACGAUGGCCAAUUUGCCCAAAAAUUUCAUUGUACUACCCAUGUACAUCCACGAUUCAAAAUUUGUCAAAAAAAAAAACAAUUUCGAUUUUGAGGGUUUUUCAUUCCAAUCAAGGAGAUAAUUAUCUCAACUGGUGAAACUCCUCCUCCCCUUCCCGCAACUCUUUCGUACGUAUCAAGACUAAAUUUAGAACAAAGCCUCGACAUAAAGAGGUUCACUUGUUACCUGUAAAAAGUUACCACGUCUCGUUCAGCUCGAUUUUUGUUGUAGUAGAAAAGAAAUUUUUUUAAAAAAUCAGACAAAUUACAGGUAUCAAGUACCGACGAAAAAUUUCAUUAUUGUAUUGUAAUUAUACGACGACAACAAUAUGUACGUCGAUAAAAUUUCGUAGUCACAUAUCUAAAAUACGUUAUUUUUUAUGUACUAAUUUCACUUGUCAAUAAUUAGUUAACUGUUGUAAAUUAGCACGAGUGUGAUAAUAUGUACAACUACGGUGGGAUAGACUGAAUUCAGUAAUAUGGAAACAGUUGAGUAUCAAGAGCCAGCCGCCCUUUUUUCUCAAAAAAAUGUUGAUUCGGAGAUGGGCGGGCGAACAACAAAAUGAGGUUUAAAAAAAAGGUCUACAUCGAGUACAAAAUGGUUUAACACAAACUCUCAACAAGCUCUGGAUGAUUUUAUCCCAGCACUGUUUUUGUACAGAACAACUAAUAAAUACAGAGUACAGACUCAUUAUAUGACGCUUCCGAAUACUCAUUAUUAUUUUCACCUAUUUCCAUCGAAGAAGCACCCCUUCCUUUUCAGUCUUGGUUGAACAUUCCACUAAUCACACUGAUCUGCUCGCAGCACCUUACGACUUGCGAGUAAUUUUCAUAUGGAGAGACGAUUUCUUCCGACAAGGUUUACUAUGAAUAUCAUUAUCAUAGACAACUUAUUCCACUCCAAUAUGAGAACUACCCAAGUUUCAUCAUCAAAUUCAAUCCCAAACCAUUUACCCAUUUAGUUUACGAGUAUACAUAAUACGAUAGGCCUAAUUUAUCUCAAUUUUUAUAGCAUAAUCGUAAGGACUAUUAAUAAUACUGUGUAGCUUGUUUUUGUUCAUUAUUUUGUUUGAAUGUUUGUACGUAUGUUAUUUGUUUUUUUUCUUUUCAUUCAUUCAUUUUAUUUAUUUAUUAUUAUUUUUUUUUAAAUAAAAAUGUGAAUCGAAUACCUUAACGGUAUUUUUAUUGCAAUACAAAAAUAAUAGGUACUAAUACGUACUAAUGUAAUAAUGUAAAGUUAUGUACUUGAUUUAUGACGUAUAGCUUUGAUAUCAAACAUCUAGACAUCUAACCAUUUAAACAUACCUUUACCUAUUACCUAAACCUACCACGUAACCUAAUUACCUAUAACUUAUCUAUAGGUAUUGGUAUUAUUAUAUAGGAAAAUUAUUCGUGUAUACCUAUUACCUACAUAUUUUAUGCAGACAAAUUUUUAUCGAUUGAAAGAAUUGAAUUUUUAUUUAGGUAUACCUAGGUAUAUAUCUAUUUAUGAUGAAUCGUAACUCGCAAUAUACAUUACAUAACAAUAUAGGUACCUAAUUACGUACCUACUACCUAACUAUAAUAUGCUACGAUUGUUGUAAAACGCGCAUUAAAAUAUAAAUUUCAGACAAAUUUUAA
Messenger RNA from Planococcus citri (citrus mealybug), 9659 nucleotides. Its product is annotated as protein stoned-B-like. Bases 265 to 6330 code for a protein of 2021 amino acids. The record is from RefSeq and is a predicted model, not a curated record. The transcript is spliced from 14 exons. Gene Ontology annotation, molecular function: clathrin-cargo adaptor activity. Lineage: Eukaryota; Metazoa; Arthropoda; Insecta; Hemiptera; Pseudococcidae. Gene Ontology annotation, cellular component: synaptic vesicle; clathrin-coated vesicle. Gene Ontology annotation, biological process: synaptic vesicle endocytosis; regulation of endocytosis.